This is a messenger RNA of Egretta garzetta (little egret), 4230 nucleotides long. RefSeq names its product RecQ like helicase 5 (gene RECQL5). Bases 19 to 3105 code for a protein of 1028 amino acids. The record is from RefSeq and is a predicted model, not a curated record. Gene Ontology annotation, biological process: double-strand break repair via homologous recombination. The transcript is spliced from 19 exons. NCBI's taxonomy places the organism in Eukaryota, Metazoa, Chordata, Aves, Pelecaniformes, Ardeidae. Gene Ontology annotation, molecular function: ATP binding; four-way junction helicase activity; 3'-5' DNA helicase activity. Gene Ontology annotation, cellular component: chromosome; cytoplasm.
GUUCACAGUUUCUCUAAGAUGAGCGGCGAGGCUCGCCCGGGCCUGGAAGGCAGGGUCCAGAGAACACUGCGAAAGGUCUUCGGGUUUGAGUCCUUCAGGACUUCCCUGCAAGAAAGCGCGACCAUGACUGUGGCAAGAGGCGAGAAGGAUGUCUUUGUAUGCAUGCCCACAGGGGCAGGGAAAUCCUUGUGCUACCAGCUUCCUGCAGUUCUGGCAGUGGGCAUCACCAUUGUCAUUUCACCUCUGAUUGCACUGAUUCAGGAUCAAGUGGAUCACUUGCUGGCUCUGAAGAUCAAAGCCUGCUCUCUGAACUCCAAGCUUUCUGCCCAGGAAAAGAAGACCAUCCUGGCUGACUUAGCAAGUGAGAAGCCCCAAGUAAAGCUCCUGUACAUCACCCCAGAGAUGGCAGCCGCCUCUUCUUUCCAACCUACACUGAAUUCUCUGGUGUCCCGAAACCUCUUGUCCUACCUGAUAAUCGAUGAAGCGCACUGUGUCUCCCAGUGGGGACACGACUUCCGACCUGACUACCUGCGGCUGGGCACCUUGCGCACCCGCAUACCCAAUACACCCUGUGUUGCCUUGACUGCCACUGCCACCCAGCAGGUCCAGGAGGACAUUGUGGCAGCACUUAAGCUAAAGCAGCCGCUUUCCACAUUUAAGACUCCUUGCUUCAGAUCUAACUUGUUCUAUGAUGUGCAGUUCAAAGAGCUCUUGACUGAUCCAUACACCAACCUGAAGGAUUUCUGCCUGAAGGCGCUUGAAGUGAAGAACGCUGCUGGGGUGUACUCCGGUUGCGGCAUUGUGUACUGCAGGAUGAGGGAUGUGUGUGACCAGCUGGCUAUUGAAUUGAGCUACCGAGGAGUGAAAGCCAAGGCGUAUCAUGCAGGACUCAAGGCAGCUGACAGGACUUCAAUCCAGAAUGAGUGGAUGGAGGAGAAGAUCCCUGUUAUUGUUGCAACCAUCAGUUUUGGAAUGGGAGUAGACAAAGCAAACGUUAGAUUUGUUGCCCAUUGGAAUAUUGCUAAGUCAAUGGCUGGAUAUUACCAAGAGUCUGGCAGAGCUGGGAGAGAUGGGAAGCCAUCCUGCUGCCGCCUCUAUUACUCAAGGAAUGACCGGGAUCAAGUCAGCUUCCUGAUUAAGAAGGAGCUCUCUAACAUCCAGGAAAAAAAAGGCACCUUAAAAGAAUCUGACAAAGCUGCGAUGACAGCUUUUGAUGCCAUUGUGAACUUCUGUGAGGAGCUGGGAUGUCGCCAUGCUGCCAUAGCAAAAUACUUUGGCGAUGUCACCCCACCUUGUAACAAGUGCUGUGAUUACUGCAAGAACCCAGCUGCGGUGAAAAGACAACUGGAGUCACUGGAGCUCUGCAGCAACAGCCGGAGCAAAACCUGCAUUGGGCCCACAGGUUCCUCCUGGGACAGCUAUGACCCAGAGCUGUAUGAAGGCGGGAGGAGAGGUUGCAGAGGUUUUAGCAGGUAUGAUGAAGAAAGCAGUGGGGAUUGGGAUGAAGCCAAUGAAGAGAAUCGGAAACGGGAGUGGAACAACUUCUACAAAAAGCAGAUGAGUCUGCGCAAAGGCAAAGAACCAGAAAAGGAAGAUUUUGUUCCUCCAAGAAGAAAGGGACGGGAACACUGCUUGAAGAUGCUGGAAGAAGCUUUGAGCACCAAUCAAAAGGUUCCAGCAGCAGGAGGAAAAGGGUCAGACCCUCAGGCCUGUGCUGUGGAGCUGGAGUAUGAAGCUUUCCGAACCAGUAAAAUGGCUAAUUCAUACAAGGCAACUGUGCUAAAGAAGGUAGCAGAAAUCAACAAAGCCUCAAAACAAGGAGAGCUGUUUUCAGUCUUUGGGUCUGGAACUGGUGGAAACAGCAGCUUAGAAACAAAAUCUGUGUCUCCAGCAGAAGAGGACUUCCUCCCUGCAUCCCAGGUUUACUCGUUCAAACCCAAGCGUGUGGGAGCAGGAUUUCCAAAGAAAUCCAGCUUGUUCCAGACAGCUUCAGAACUGCUGAAGGUCCAAGAGGAGGGCAAUGUAAAGCCUGUCAAAAAAGAAGUAGAUUGUCCAAAUGGGCAAGACAACAGCAACUGCAGUCUGGAACUGGACACCAGAAACCCUGUUCUCCAGAAGAAAGAAAUAGCAACCAAAGCAGUGUGUGAGAGGGCUGGGGUAGAAGUACUCCAUCCUGAAAAGAAGGGACAGCAACCCAGUCCAGACACAAAAGCUGCCCUUUGGGAUAGCCCUACUAAGAAGUCCAAACCUAGCAAGAAGCAGCAAAUGCUCGCAGAAGCGGCCAAAAAAGAAUCACAGGAUAUUUCCAAAUUCUUCUCCCUCCCCAAAGGUGGAUCUAAAGCCAAAAGUUGCAGCUCAGCAAAGGAAGAUGGCUGUUCUGCAAGCACACUACCUCAGGUUUCCCCUCAAAGCAUGUGUCAAGAGAAGUCAAUACCUCAGGAAAACAAAGAUGUCUGUGGAGAAGAUAUGACUGGACAGUCCCAGGCAGAGAAUGAAGAGCUUGGAGAGAGAGAAGUAAUGCUGACUGAGAGAGAGGAGGAUUUUAAGACUCAGCAGGCUGCUGAAUCUGAACUCCUUCAGGAAGAAAUUGAUGUAAAAUCCAGUGUUGCUGAAAAUGUCACAGAAACUGAGCUAAUUGCUGGGGAAGGUGAGUGUGGAAAGCGACCAGGAUCAGAUGAGGAUAUGGAAAGUCCUGCAACAAAGCGGAUACGGACAGUGGCAAAAUCUUCUAUUCUGUGCCAGCCAGAAAGCAAAAGUGUUGGUCCAACAAAGAAGAAGGUGACUUUUGAUCCAAACUUAUCACAGUGUGAUAAAGAAGGAACCAGCAAGACCGUACAGCCAGUGACCAAAGGCAUGUCCCUCAAAGAAACAGCAGACAUCGUUGUCAAAUGUUUGACCCCAUUCUACAAGGGUGGCAAAUUUGCUUCCAAGGAUCUGUUUAAGGGCUUUGCUCGGCACCUGUCUCACUUACUGACUGAAGAGGAGAACCCUGCCCGCAAGACCGUGAAGGAGGAAGCACAGAGACUCAUCAAGGAAUUUUUCAAAACAAGGGUCAGGUGUGAGAGUGAGUCAGACUGGCAGGAGCUGCAGAGCUCAGAGAGCUGAUCCUUGCAUCAUGUUGGCUGUCUUCCUUCCUCCAGCAGUGGGACCAGAGGUUUAUGAAGAACUCAGCCAUGGAGGGUUUCAUGAAACUGCAGAACUGAGCUUUCUUUUCCCACUGCAUUUUUUCUCACUUCUGUCCUUAGUGACAUGCAUUUCCAGGAAACCAGUUUCUGUGAACUUACGGAGAGUUUCUCCAAUACCUAGGGUGCUGAAGCCCUCUAGUACCUCUUGCCAAGAGGUGUGAAGUCUGCAUCUGCUGCGUAGGUUAGGGGCUGCUACCUCAAUGGUCUGCAGUGUCUCCAACCUCUACUCCCUGGUGCAGCCUGGGAAGGAUUCAGACUUUCCAGCUUGGACUCUGCUUUGGGAUGGUAUCUUGCUUCCUAGACAGCUCCUUCCCUUGCUCCCCCAUCUCCUAGUUCUUAUUUCAGUGUUACCAAUAGAAGCCUUAUGCUACAAGUUCACAUGCUUUGCUCAGGGCUGCCAAUGACAAACUGGAUGGUUGAGUUCCUGGAUGGAAUGUUUUCCCUUGAAGAGCAGGAGGGGAGUGUUUUGUUUUUACCAUGCAGGCAAUGCCUACUUUCUGAAGGUAGAGAAACUCGGAUUCUUUUUCUUUUAAUCUGAACUUUUUUUUUUAACUUUGUCUAGUUCUGCCUGCCCUUUAGCUUAAGCAGUGAUGCUCUUUCAGUAUUAACCUCUCCAGUAGUGGCACCAAGGCUGCCAACACUUUUCCAGCAUUUGCUUCUAACCCUUAAAGCCAUAUUUGUUCCCUGUGCCUCACCCACAGUCUGCAAUACAGAGGGCAAUGCUGCUGUUACAACUGGUUAAGGUACUGCUGUGGCCCUCAAAUUGACACUGUGGUGCCUGUGCUGCUAUAUUUAUGUAAGGGCCUGAACCUUAGGGUAUCAAUGGGCUUGAAAUAACCUGAUGCCCUGGCACAAGUCCUUUCUGUUGGGUUUUUGUUGGGUUCUGCCUUUGUUCCAUGCCUAUAGAGACUGGUGGCCUCAGGCACUAGUGCUGCUAGAGGAAUCUGCAGCCUGAGAGGCCAUCAAACAGGCUUUUGGAUCACUGUACUCAGCAGAUGUAUUUUUUUAAAAUGUACUGAAGGGUAUGUGCGGAACUGACAAUAAA